CACAGAGCCUGGAUUUUAUUUUUGAUUGAGUAACCUGUAUCCUGCUGACCAAGAAACCAGAUUUAAACUCUCCUUUCAUUAGUGUUUAGUUGUUUUUCUUCCUUGUUGGAAGAGCUCAGCAGUGGCUCCUGUUCAAUGACAGUGUGCUGCUAAUGGGUGUAAGUAAAUUAGAUGUCUUGUACCGAAAGCUUCUCCUCACUAAACUUUUCAUCAGAGGAUGGGGAAAGCCAGAGGACCUGAAAAGAAUAUUUGAAUUCAGAAAGAUUAUUGGAAACAGGGAAAAAUGCCAGACGCUGGUUUCGAAAGAUUACCCUGUGUUCAUUGACAAGGUUGAGGGGCAAUCAGACUGUAAAAUCCUUGAAGGGCAUUUCAUUUCCCCCUUGGCUCAUUGUGUCCCAGGUAUCCUGCCAGUUGAAUCUCUUGUAGCAAGAUUUCAGUUCAUCAUACCCAGAAGAUGGAAUGGCAAGCACAGACCUGUGUGCAUUCAUUUAGCAGGCACUGGAGACCAUCACUUCUGGAGGAGACGCACAUUAAUGGCUCGGCCAAUGAUUAAAGAAGCCUGUAUGGCUUCCCUGUUGCUCGAAAAUCCUUACUAUGGCUGUAGAAAACCUAAGGAUCAAUUACGGUCAUGUUUAAAAAAUGUCUCGGACCUGUUUGUGAUGGGAGGAGCUCUAAUUCUAGAAUCGGCAGCUCUUUUGCACUGGCUAGAGAGAGAAGGCUAUGGACCCCUAGGGAUGACUGGAAUAUCCAUGGGAGGACAUAUGGCUUCACUGGCAGUGACAAACUGGCCUAAACCAUUGCCAUUGAUUCCAUGUCUGUCCUGGUCAACAGCCUCUGCAGUCUUCACUACGGGAGUGCUGAGUAAGGCAGUGAACUGGAGAGAGUUGGAGAAACAGUAUUUUACAGAAACUGUGUAUGAAGAAGAAAUUAUUCAAAUGCUUGAAUAUUGUGGAACGGAUUCUUUCAAGAUGGGACAAGACUUUGUGAAGAACUUCCCUGACAGCGUGGACAGUCUGGCAGACAUGGACAUGACUUCCAGAAUAUUCAACUUUGAGUCCUUGAACGACACUGUACCUAAAGAAUCUGUUCACAGCUUUGCCACAAAUAGAAGUGCUCUAAGUGCCUCUUCAGAAAGACUCUUAAUGCAAGAUGCUCCUAAAAUGCAGUGCAUAAAUCAAACCUUUUCCACCAGUAGCAGUAGCAAUAAAAACUUAACCAGCCCACAAGGACACAGGGUAAAUACAAGGAGAAGGAGUGAAACUUUACAGAGAGAAUCUUUAAUGUUCAUGAAGGGAGUAAUGGAUGAAUGUACCCAUGUAGCUAACUUCCCAGUUCCAGUUGAUCCCAGUUUAAUCAUAGUAGUACAAGCCAAGGAGGAUGCGUACAUUCCUCGCACCGGCGUGCGCAGCCUCCAAGAGAUCUGGCCAGGGUGUGAAAUCAGGUAUCUGGAUGGAGGUCAUGUCAGUGCCUACCUCUUCAAACAAGGACUCUUCAGACAAGCGAUUUACGACGCAUUUGACCGCUUCCUCCAGAAAUACACCAUGUGAUCUUUCUAAUGCAUUCAGACUGAUCUCAUUUGUAAUUCAGCUUACUGGAACUCGUGUUUGGAAAACAAGC
Messenger RNA from Cinclus cinclus, 1617 nucleotides. It is a transcript of the gene ABHD18, whose product is annotated as abhydrolase domain containing 18. The transcript is spliced from 13 exons. NCBI's taxonomy places the organism in Eukaryota, Metazoa, Chordata, Aves, Passeriformes, Cinclidae. The coding region runs from base 153 to 1547 and encodes 464 amino acids. The record is from RefSeq and is a predicted model, not a curated record.